UUGAAAAAGGUGACCUAGCAAUAAGACGAUUUAACCUCAAUUUUCCAAAUUGUAUAUUUAUCACUUGUUACCCUAGUUUGAUUAUAUCAUUUAAACAUGGAAAAUACGGGAUAUCCAGCCAAUAAGCAUAUUUUACAUAGUAGCAUCUUCAAUAAGACUUUGAGAGGUUGGCAAGGAGGUAACUGCGAUAUAACACAAAAAAAUCUCAUGUAUCCUAUAUUCAUUGUAGACGAUGAAAAUGCUGUGCAACCCAUUCAAAGCAUGCCAGGUAUUUCAAGGUAUGGUCUCAAUAAACUAAGAGAUCAUUUAAUACCCCUAAUAGAGAAAGGUUUGCAAUCUGUCCUCCUUUUCGGAGUUAUAAAUAAUGUUCCGAAAGAUGAGUGUGGUUCUCAUGCCAGUACAGAAAAGAACCCUGUGAUAAAAGCAGUUUCAAAAUUGAAGACAUGGUUUCCUUCUCUAACAAUCGCUUGUGAUGUGUGUUUAUGUGCUUAUACUUCACAUGGUCAUUGUGGAGUCCUUGACAAGAAUGGUUUUAUUAAAAAUGAUGACAGCAUAAAGAGACUAGCUGAAGUAGCUUUAGCAUAUGCUGAAGCUGGAGCUGAUAUUGUGGCUCCAUCUGAUAUGAUGGAUGGUAGAAUUGGAGCCAUAAAACAAGCCUUAAGAGAUAAAAAUUUAGUGAAUAGAGUGUCUGUUUUAUCGUACACAGCCAAAUUUGCAUCAAAUCUUUAUGGACCUUUUAGAGAUGCUAGCAAAUCAGCUCCAGCUUUUGGUGAUAGAAAAUGUUACCAAUUGCCUUCGGAAAGUACUGGUUUAGCGUUAAGAGCAGCUGCUCGAGAUGUAGAAGAAGGUGCUGACAUGUUAAUGGUGAAACCUGUCUUGAUAUAUAUGGACAUUGUGAAAGAGAUUAAAAAUAAAUUUCCUGAAUAUCCAAUGUUUGUUUAUCAAGUAUCUGGUGAGUUUGCUAUGAUACAUCAUGCAGCCAAGGCUGGAGCCAUUGAUUUGAGGCUUGCUUUAAGUGAGGUCUUGACUUCUUUGAGACGAUCAGGUGCUGAUGUUAUAAUAACUUAUUUCACACCCCAAAUACUGGAUUGGAUCCAUGGGAGCAGUAAGAUGUAAUGAGUUAAUUUAAUCUGUGCUGUUGUAGGUGGUAGAAAUUAAUUUUAGAUAUUUUCUAUAUUGAAUUUUAUAUGGAUAUUGAAAGAAAUGUGUUGUGGGAAAAAGAUCAUUAUUUAAUUGAAUUAUAUGUUAUGUGAAUGAUGAAGAAUUAUAGUAACUUGUGAUUUUGAUUA
Harmonia axyridis is the source of this 1289-nucleotide messenger RNA. Its product is annotated as delta-aminolevulinic acid dehydratase. Gene Ontology annotation, biological process: heme biosynthetic process. Gene Ontology annotation, cellular component: cytosol. The transcript is spliced from 6 exons. NCBI's taxonomy places the organism in Eukaryota, Metazoa, Arthropoda, Insecta, Coleoptera, Coccinellidae. Gene Ontology annotation, molecular function: porphobilinogen synthase activity; zinc ion binding. The record is from RefSeq and is a predicted model, not a curated record. The coding region runs from base 97 to 1116 and encodes 339 amino acids.